AUGAAGGCCCUGCUUCUGAGCUUGGGCCUCGGCCUUGUUGCUGUCCUGCAGUCCCAGGACUUCCCUGACACGAAAGGACCUCAAGAUGUGACAGGAACAUGGUAUGUAAUAGCUAGAGCUUCUGACAUGGAGAUUCCUGAAGGGUUUUGGCCUUUGUCUGUGACUCCCAUGACCAUCACGGCCCUGGAAGGGGACAACCUGCAAGUCAAGUUCACGGCCCUGAUUUCAGGACAGUGCCAAGAGAUGAGAACUGACAUAGAGAAGACAGAUCAACCUUACAAAUAUACAGCCUACAGGGACACUCAGGGGGUCUACCUCAUAGCAUCUGCAGUGGAGGACCACUACACCUUCUACUGGGAGAGCAGCAAUCUUUCAUUUCCUUUCCAAGUGGCAAAACUGCUAGGUAGAGACCCUGACAUCAACCCGGAGGCCCUGGAAGAUUUUCAGAAUAUUGUGAAAUAUGCAGGCCUCAAUGCAGAGAACAUCUUCAUCCCUGAGCAGAAUGAAACCUGCUCUCUAGGAAACAAUUAA
Cricetulus griseus (Chinese hamster) is the source of this 531-nucleotide messenger RNA. NCBI's taxonomy places the organism in Eukaryota, Metazoa, Chordata, Mammalia, Rodentia, Cricetidae. The record is from RefSeq and is a predicted model, not a curated record.